UGAGUCGGUGAGUUGACUCGAGAACUGCUCUUACCGAUUCAGUCUGAUUCGUGAAUGAAUCGUUCAUACCGGAACAGGUUCAUUUGAUUCUGUGAAACGAUUCAACCGAAAAGAACGACUCGCUCGCGAUUCGACCAUCGCUAUACAACAUUCUAGAGCGGAGAGAAAGGCAGCAGAUCCCUCUCAUACUGCCACUAAAACAGACACACACAGAGACAGGCGCAUAUUUUCCCACAUAAAUGGAGGCACGGCCAUCGGGCGCCAUCAAACAGCCCUAAACCUGUAAACAUGGUGAAGGACCAAGAAGUGGAGCGCAUCGCAAAAAAGCUGGACAAAAUGGUGCAUAAGAAAAACACUGAUGGUGCCAUUGACCUGCUUCGGGAGCUGAAGAACAUGAAGAUGUCUUUGGAGACCCUACAGUCCACGCGGAUCGGGAUGUCAGUGAAUGCAGUGCGGAAGCAGAGCUCGGAUGAGGAGGUGCAGACACUGGCCAAAUCUCUCAUCAAGACCUGGAAGAAACUGCUGGAUGGUUCUGAGGGUAAAUCGGAGGAGAAGAAAAAAGGAGGAUCUCCUCUCCAGUCCUCAUCUUCUAAAGACUGUCCUGGAUCCAGUGACACCAGUAACAAGCCGGAGACACCAAAAACUCCCACCACCCCAGUCACCCCCAAAUUCACCACCUUCCCACCUGCACCCGUCACCACGGACAGCGUGCGCACUAAAUGCAAAGAGCUGCUGGUGGCGGCCCUACAGACUGAUGGUGAUUACCAGACGAUCGGUGUAGACUGUGAACACCUGGCAGCACAGAUUGAAGAUUGUAUCUACCAGGAGUUCAAGUCCACUGACAUGAAGUACAAAACCAGACUGAGGAGUCGCAUCUCCAACCUCAAGGACCAGAAAAACCCAGACUUACGCCGGAACGUCCUGUGCGGCAACAUCUCUCCAGACCGCAUCUCCAGCAUGACCGCAGAGGAGAUGGCAAGCGCUGAGCUUAAAGAGAUCAGGAAAGCGCUGACCAAGGAGUCCAUUCGAGAGCAUCAGCUCUCCAAAGUGGGCGGCACCGAGACUGACAUGUUCAUCUGUGGAAAAUGCAAGGGCAAGAACUGCACUUACACUCAGGUCCAGACACGCAGCGCAGAUGAACCCAUGACCACCUUUGUGCUGUGCAACGAGUGUGGAAACCGGUGGAAGUUUUGUUAAAGACUAAAGUGAGCAUGAUUCUUCAUAUGAAGAGAUGACCUGAAUUCAUAGUAUAAGGAAAUGUGUUUUUUUUUUCUUUUGAGAAAAAAACAAACCUGAUGUCUUUUUUUUUAUAUAUGCAUUUUCAUAGCUUUGUAAUAUAUGUAAUGAGUGUUGCUUCUUCAAAAAGCUAUUUCUGUAUUUUUUCUUUUUCUUUUUUUACUGGUGUAAUAUUAUUGCCUUUCACGCACUGCCGAUAACUUAGACCUAGUAAGUCAGCUGGCUUGUUCAGUCUUGCUUUGCCUUUUGAGAUAGCGCUUGUGCCUUUCUGCUCUGUGAGUGCCAAGUAAUUGCUGAAAGAAUUUGUACACAUUCAUACAUAUAUUGUUUUUUUGUUUUUUUUUUGUGGGGGAACAUGUGCUUUUCAUAUGUUUAUGCAGUUUUUGCACUUUGCAGAUGAUUUAUUUAACCAAAUCUUGAAUGAUUGGUUGCUUUUCCAGAGUUUAGAAAGACUUGAAGGAUUAUAGUUAAUAUUUGAGCCUUAGUGUAGGUGCUAGUUUGCUUCUUGUAGAGAACCAGACGAGGAGGAAAAACAGAAUGUGGUACAUAAUUAAAGGUUCAUAUGUAUUGUAUGAAUAAUUGGACUGUUCUGUCUCAGUAAAUUUGGCUAAGAAUAUUUUGUGGUUUGAAUGCGUGUUGUUGUGUGUG
Messenger RNA from Sinocyclocheilus anshuiensis, 1884 nucleotides. RefSeq names its product transcription elongation factor A protein 2-like. Gene Ontology annotation, biological process: transcription elongation by RNA polymerase II; DNA-templated transcription. The transcript has 10 exons. Gene Ontology annotation, cellular component: nucleus. The record is from RefSeq and is a predicted model, not a curated record. Gene Ontology annotation, molecular function: zinc ion binding; nucleic acid binding. Bases 289 to 1197 code for a protein of 302 amino acids. Lineage: Eukaryota; Metazoa; Chordata; Actinopteri; Cypriniformes; Cyprinidae.